UCGAGGCACCGACCAGAAGGAAUGAAGACCGGCGAGCUAAAGCUCCGAUUUUUCGAUUUCUCUUCUCCGACCCCCGAUUGAUAGUUCUAGGGUUUGGAUUCUCAGAGGCUCUGGGUCUUGGAUCUGGUGCGAAUUAGGGUUAUAGAUCUCAAAGAUUGCUGCUUUUUCCCUGAACUGAGAGGUUUAUCAGCAUAGGAAAAUCUUUGAUUUGUAUAGGAUUUUGCCAGUCAAUGCUCUUUGCGGCGGCUCUUGGAGACUCUUUGCUGACUUCUGAGAAGCGGAAAGGAUUAGGGUUACGUGAUGUCGGGGGCGGGACUGGAGGAUGUGUUCCUCUCCACUUCUCUUGCUAGCUACCUCGAUAAAAAGCUUCUUGUUUUGUUACGAGAUGGACGGAAGCUUUUGGGGAUUCUUCGAUCUUUCGAUCAAUUUGCAAAUGCUGUUCUUGAAGGUGCCUGUGAGCGAGUAAUUGUAGGAGAUCUCUAUUGUGAUAUCCUUCUAGGUCUCUAUGUGAUCCGUGGGGAGAAUGUUGUCUUAAUUGGGGAACUGGACUUGGAGAAGGAAGAACUUCCUGCUAGAAUGAUUAGUGUCUCAGCAGCAGAAAUUAAAAGGGCACAAAAAGCAGAAAGAGAUGCGACAGACUUGAAAGGCUCUAUGAGGAAGAGGAUGGAGUUCCUUGAUUUGGACUGAUAGAGCUGCCAUUUCUUCACCACUUGCCAAUCACCGCAAAUUUUUAUCGCGGUUCUUCAUCUGGGUGUAUCCUAAGAUUUAAGCCUUUUGUAUUCCUCUUCUUUGUCAAAUUUAUUACCAUGAAGUUCACACACAAAUCGGUAGCCCGAAACUUGUGUUAUUCAGUAUGCUCAUAAAUGUUUACGUCCUUUUUAUUUUGGUGAUUUAUCUAUUGUGUUGAUGGAGAUUCAAGUUGAUUCCCACUGAAGAAAUCAUUGUAUCAUUGUUUAUGUAUGUUGGGAUUGUUUGGUUUUUAUUCUCUGGAAGAGCUUUUCAAUUUAGAGCUCUUUUUCAUAGUGUGGUAUCUUUGUUUAAUAGAAAGCUGCUGCUACUCUUGCAGAUAA
This is a messenger RNA of Dioscorea cayenensis subsp. rotundata (Guinea yam), 1070 nucleotides long. Its product is annotated as sm-like protein LSM1B. Gene Ontology annotation, biological process: deadenylation-dependent decapping of nuclear-transcribed mRNA. Lineage: Eukaryota; Viridiplantae; Streptophyta; Magnoliopsida; Dioscoreales; Dioscoreaceae. Bases 301 to 687 code for a protein of 128 amino acids. Gene Ontology annotation, molecular function: RNA cap binding. Gene Ontology annotation, cellular component: Lsm1-7-Pat1 complex; P-body. The transcript has 5 exons. The record is from RefSeq and is a predicted model, not a curated record.